AUGGACUUUGCACCUUACCAAGCCGCACCCCCGGAGCAUGGGCGCACCAUCUCACCACCCGACUCCACCUCCUCCCCACGCACAUCAUGGGACUACGGCCGCCGUUCUUCCUACUCCCCCGGCAGCGGAAACAAGUACCAACAGCGCCCAGCGCAAGUAUCGCCUCCGCCACUUCUACACCCACAACCACAUCGUGCUUGGUCGGGUGAGGGCAUCAGCAGGUAUCAAAGUCCGAGUGCUACUCCCGGCACCGCCAAUGGGAUCGGCAGUGGCAUUGGGUUCAGCAGUAGGAACGGCAGUGGUGGAGGAGGAGGAGUAGGAGGAAGCAUGGGCGAGUAUUUCAAUGCGCUGGGCGCUCGAGAGGGGAUGGUGUCCGAGUUUGAUACGAGCUUGGGACUGAGGCUGGAUUAUGAGGCGUGUUUGGCGUAUUUGGCAGUGCCGCCGCUGGGAGCGAUUUUGCUGUUGAUUUUGGAGCGAAAGAGUGAUUAUGUCAGGUUCCACGCAUGGCAGUCCAGUCUGCUUUUUACGGCAUUGUUUGUGCUUCAUUUGUUGAUUUCUUGGUCGAGUUUCCUUAGCUGGCUGUUAUUUCUGGCGGAUUUGGCGUUGGUAGGAUGGCUGGUCAUUAAUGCUUAUAGGGACGCCGACACGUUAGACAGAUACGAAGUACCGAUUUUUGGGCCGAUAGCAAGCGGGAUCUUGGACGACGAGUAG
Molecule: messenger RNA, 711 nt
Organism: Neurospora hispaniola
Lineage: Eukaryota; Fungi; Ascomycota; Sordariomycetes; Sordariales; Sordariaceae
Exons: 3
Coding region: 1-711 (236 amino acids)
Source: RefSeq, a predicted model, not a curated record